CUUUUUUUUUAUUCUCUCUGUCCUAAUCCUUCAUCACUCAUCUCCUUCUCGACCGCAUAUUCAUUGACAAAUACAAUGUUGGUCCUCUACGAGACUCCUGCAGGAUAUGCUCUGUUUACCCUUCUCGAUGAGGGAAAGCUCGAGAAGCCUGAUUCCAUCUGGAAGAGCUUUGAGACUCCGGAACAGGCCAAAAAGACUGUGAAACUCCGUACUUUCAGCAAGUUCGAAAAUACAACUGAUGCUUUGUCUGCCGUCACUGCCCUAGUCGAAGGCAAGCUCUCCAAGAACUUGAAGGAGUUCUUGUCAAAGGAGAUCAGCGAGAAGGAGAUGAAGAAGGAAUCGCUUAUUGUUGGUGACGCCAAGCUUGGUGGUGCCAUUGCCAAGAAGCUCAACAUGAAGGUCAUCUCUGAUUCGACCACUCUUGAUUUGUAUCGCGGUAUCCGUACGCAAUUGGAUUCUCUUCUUUCUGGAUUGUCAUCAUCGGAUUUGUCGGCAAUGGUUUUAGGUCUGUCCCAUUCUCUUUCCCGCUAUAAACUCAAGUUCUCGCCCGACAAAGUUGAUACCAUGAUUGUUCAGGCUAUUGCUCUCUUGGAUGACCUCGAUAAGGAAUUGAACACCUAUGCUAUGCGUGUGAAGGAAUGGUAUGGUUGGCACUUCCCUGAGAUGACCAAAUUGAUUGUUGAUAACUUGGCUUACGCCAAGAUUGUGAGGAAGAUGGGCUUCCGCACCAAUUGCUCAAAGACUGAUCUUUCGGACAUUCUUCCUGAGGAGCUUGAGGAAGAGGUCAAGGAGGCCUCUGAGAUUUCCAUGGGAACUGAGAUCUCUGAGGAGGAUUUGGAAAAUAUUCAUGCACUUUGCGACCAGAUCAUCUCUAUCACUGAAUAUCGUACUCAGCUCUACGAGUAUCUUAAGAACCGAAUGAAUGCCAUUGCUCCCAACUUGACUGCCCUCGUCGGUGACCUUGUUGGUGCUCGUUUGAUUGCCCAUGCCGGUUCCUUGAUGACACUCGCAAAGCACCCUGCCUCGACUAUUCAGAUUCUUGGUGCUGAGAAGGCACUCUUCCGUGCCUUGAAGACCAAGCACGACACACCCAAAUAUGGUUUGAUCUACCACGCUUCAUUAAUCGGUCAGGCUGGUCCCAAGAUGAAGGGUAAGAUUGCCCGUAUGGUUGCUACCAAAGCUGCACUUUCUGUCAGAGUUGAUGCCCUUGGCGAGACUGACUCUCCAGAGAUUGGUAUUGAAAACCGUGGCAAGGUUGAGGCCCGCCUCCGUAUGCUCGAGGGUCGCUCUGGUAGCAACAACACAGGUGCGGACCGCAAGAAGGCAGGUGCGGCCAAGAAUCAGAAGAAACAUGAGUUUGUUGCGACUUCAUCAUACAAUACCUCUGCAGAUGUCACCAUGAAGUCUGCAUCAGAAUCAGAUAAGAAGCGCAAAGUUGAAUCAGAUGACGAAUCCAGCAACAAGAAGGCCAAGAAGGAAGAGAAGAAGGACAAGAAGGAGAAGAAGGAGAAGAAGGAUAAGGAAGAAGAAAAGGAAGAGAAGAAGGAAAAGAAGGAGAAGAAGGAUAAGAAAGAGAAGAAGGAUAAGAAGGACAAGAAAGAGAAGAAGGAGAAGAAGUAAAAAAAAAUCUACUUUGUGCACUUUUUUUUUUUUGUUAUUCUCUGCAUUAUCUCUUCUACUCUUCUAUAUAUUAGCCUCUUUUUUUAAAAAAUAUUUUCUUUCU
Messenger RNA from Lobosporangium transversale, 1723 nucleotides. RefSeq lists its product as hypothetical. Gene Ontology annotation, molecular function: snoRNA binding. Gene Ontology annotation, cellular component: box C/D methylation guide snoRNP complex; small-subunit processome. The record is from RefSeq and is a predicted model, not a curated record. Lineage: Eukaryota; Fungi; Mortierellomycota; Mortierellomycetes; Mortierellales; Mortierellaceae. The transcript is spliced from 3 exons. The coding region runs from base 76 to 1620 and encodes 514 amino acids.